Messenger RNA from Exophiala bonariae, 387 nucleotides. RefSeq lists its product as uncharacterized. The record is from RefSeq and is a predicted model, not a curated record. Lineage: Eukaryota; Fungi; Ascomycota; Eurotiomycetes; Chaetothyriales; Herpotrichiellaceae. Gene Ontology annotation, molecular function: deaminase activity. Bases 1 to 387 code for a protein of 128 amino acids. The transcript is spliced from 4 exons. Gene Ontology annotation, cellular component: mitochondrion; cytosol.
AUGGCCAACAAAGAACUCCAGGUUAUCUUUAACGAAAAGGGUGUCCACCCCAUCGGCCCAUACUCCCAGGCUAUUAAGGCUGGUGGAUUCGUCUUCCUAGCCGGUCAAGUUCCUUGCGACUCGCAGGCUAAGGUUGUGCCUGGUACGAUGCAUGACAAGGCGCGCCGCAUGUGUGAAAAUGCGAAGCUCAUGAUCGAGUCGGCCGGCUCCAGCAUGGACAAGGUCGUCAAAGUUAACAUUUAUUUCGAGGACAUCGACAGGGAUUUCGCCGCAGUCAACGAGGUUUUUGGCGAAUAUUUUGUGUCGAAGCCCGCCCGUACCUCUGUCCAGGUUGCCAAGCUUCCUGUGGGAUGUCCCCUGGAGAUAGAUGUGACUGCUGUUGCCUAA